GUCCGUACUAAGAGAGCGCAGAUCAUGGCCAGAUAGGCUUGUUGGCAUGUGGUGUGGAAGCUGCCGGCAGCGUCAUCAGUAUAUCUUGCCCUCUUUCCCUUCUCUCUAUCCACUACCACUUGGUACCCCUCUCGACCUGCACACCUAAGCUUUUGCUACCUGAUCCUUUCAACUAUUGUUCAUAAUUUACGACUACACACACUCAACAUGACUGGCGCAAACUCUGGUCCCGGCCUUGGUGAUGCCAUCCGCAAGGGUGUGCACAUGGUUCAUGGCACUGGCGAAGCCAUCCGUGGCAAUGCAAUGUCCAUGGUCGACGAAGCAAGCGGUGACAAGGCGAGCGCAGUCAAGAACCAAGAGAUUGCCAACAAGGGAGUCGACGAAUGGGACAGUGGCUACCGCGGUCAUGUCACAAGUGCUGGUGUUGCUCCUACCAAUACCACUUCUACAUCUACAAACUACGGCCCACACGACUCCAACAUUGGCAACAAGCUGGACCCAAGAUUUGAUUCAGACACAGACCACAGGGGAACAGCAACCGGCUCUGCCAAUGCUGGUCCCCACUCGACCAACGUGGGCAACAAGCUUGACCCGCGCUUCGACUCUGAUCAAGAUCACCGAGCUGAUCCUACUUCUACAAUUGGUGCUGAUUUAUACACUUUUCUUCCUAUCCAGAAAACUGACGGCACUGAUGACAAAGAAAUCCACGGUCCCAACUCACCACAUGAGCACCGUGGCUCAAUAGGUGCAUUAUCCGGACUCGAAGCAGCCAACAAACUAGACCCCGUUUUCCCUGUCGGACCUGACGCCGAAUCAAUGAAGUAUAUAGAUCGCGUAAAUAUCCACCGUCUCCGUGGCUCGAUAGGCGGUGCCUCAGGCCUCCAGGCUGCUCAGAAGCUUGAUCCUCCCACUUUUGAGCCUGCGCAUGCCCCUGAUGAAGUGUUGGCUCGUGGACCAGGCCACAACCAACCUGAUCCGUCGUACUACCAUCUAAAGCCUAUGUACAAGAGCAAUGUCGCCAAGUCGCUCGAUCGAGGUGUCGGUGUUGAACAACUUCAGCAGCCAGAUAGCGCAACUACGGGGUCUAGAGCAAAUCCCAUUGAACGCAUUGCUGGGUCUGAUACGACCAAACGCGAGACAAGAUCAACGUCGACUAGUCAAAAGAGCGAACCUCGCUAACAAACUUUGCUUAAUCGGGAAUGAGAUAGCGGACCGACAACACUCUCUUAACAAGGAUUUGGCGUUACUUCAAAUCCCAAAAGAGGAAUAGUCCAAGCUAUAAGAACCGGCUUAUUGUGUACUAUAAAUGAGACGUAGCUAGUAUCAAGUUGAAAAAUCAACGGCCUUUCUUUAGAAUCUGCAACUAUACGUGAUUAUUCCUGGCUCAACCUUGCUAGUAGGUCGCAAUUAAGCCGGACCGGUAUGUUGUUGAGAAAAACACUUAAUUUUCUCUUAAUUUCCGCAGAUUCUCGGGCCGAGCAAUCGCUC
Bipolaris sorokiniana ND90Pr is the source of this 1488-nucleotide messenger RNA. RefSeq lists its product as uncharacterized. The record is from RefSeq and is a predicted model, not a curated record. The transcript has 5 exons. NCBI's taxonomy places the organism in Eukaryota, Fungi, Ascomycota, Dothideomycetes, Pleosporales, Pleosporaceae. The coding region runs from base 208 to 1179 and encodes 323 amino acids.